Messenger RNA from Guillardia theta CCMP2712, 435 nucleotides. RefSeq lists its product as hypothetical. The record is from RefSeq and is a predicted model, not a curated record. The transcript has 6 exons. The coding region runs from base 1 to 435 and encodes 144 amino acids. NCBI's taxonomy places the organism in Eukaryota, Cryptophyceae, Pyrenomonadales, Geminigeraceae.
AUGUCACAUGCGCUCCUCCUCAUUCUCUCCUGUUCCUCAUCCCUUCCCUCGACUCUUUCUUUUGACGAUUGUGUUGCUAUAGGCCAGGUUUCUCAUCUUGUUGCCACUCUCGACCUGACCCGUUCAAAGACGGAUUCCAACAAAGCAAGCAACGCCAUUGCUCAGAAGCUUCUGCAAGGUUGGACUUUGUUGGGCGAGACCUGCCCGCAAGACGGUUGCCUUGUCCCGCUCAUGCUCGAUCCGAAGACUUCUAUCAAGGUUCUCAUCAAUGCAACGAUCGAGUGCAAAAUCUCGCUGGUGCCCGGGAAUCAGCCAAGAAAGGCGCUGGCUUCUUGCGAGGACGUCAGACAGAGCAGGGAACUCGUGGCGUUGAUUGAGGACACAGUCCGCGCCUUGCAGUCGAUCGAGGAAUGGAGUGACAGUCAGAAACCUUGA